Salvelinus sp. IW2-2015 is the source of this 7180-nucleotide messenger RNA. The record is from RefSeq and is a predicted model, not a curated record. NCBI's taxonomy places the organism in Eukaryota, Metazoa, Chordata, Actinopteri, Salmoniformes, Salmonidae.
UCUCCCAGGCAGUGCUCCGAAAUUGGUUUGUCAUAUGCGCCGAGAGCAAAGCUUUGGAAGCAAAAAAUAUAUCGAGCUCUUUGCCGUGGAGAUUUUCAAACAAGACACAUUUAUUGGCAUAGCCUACUCUUUUUUUUUUGCGCUAAUGUGUUUUGCCUUUGAGCUUUUACUUUCGGACGUGAUGUAGUAGUUACUGCACAAGAGGACGUGAUGUGCGCCACUUCUUUUGAGGGACUGUCAUCUGGAUACACAAGGAGACCGUUCUUUCUCCAGCAAUAUCGACAGUACACGGAUCAUACAGACAUGUCCAGCUCUUCUAGCCUACUAUCGGACUUCUGAGAAAAUAUAAGCGGAGUUAUUCGAAAUUAUUAUUUGGAAUCGCCCAUCUUUUCCCUCGACCCUCAGAGGAGACUGAUCUGUGCGCAAGGACGAUAUCAAUUGUGUAAAGAAAAUAAGUGUGAACAAUUUUAUCACUUACACUUUCAAUGGGAGGACUAUUUGAAGGGUAUAAUCGUUUCACCACUGUCUUCUAAAACACGGAUGGGAUAUAUGGUUCUAGUCUCUGAGAUGUGAUGUACUGGAUUUGUAAGGAGCUUUGACGAGAGAAGAACCACUCACAGAUCUAAAGGUGAUAGGAGCAACAUGAAAUCCUACCCCAUUGUCUUACUGGAGGAAUGGCACCCGAUUUAGGAUAGGCUUUGAGAACCGUGAAACCGGACCAUAACAGGACUGCAGUGCAGCGGAAGGAACCUAACAGACGGAGCGCUCGCUUUGGGCUCACCAGGGAAGGCCUGACCCCUCCAUUGGGCGGAUCGACAGCCAGGCGGAGGGGCCAUGUGGUCUGCACGCCUGCUCCUCUUCGCCAGCCUGUUUGCGCCAGCAGCUCUGGCCUUCAGUCGAGCUCCCAUCCCCAUGGCGGUGGUGAGGAGGGAGCUGUCGUGUGAGAGCUACCCCAUCGAGCUGCGCUGCCCGGGCACAGACGUCAUCAUGAUUGACAGUGCCAACUACGGACGCACCGACGACAAGAUCUGUGACGCCGACCCAGCGCAGAUGGAAAAUACACGCUGCUACCUUCCCGAUGCCUACAAGAUCAUGUCCCAGAGAUGUAAUAAUCGGACCCAGUGUGCUGUAGUGGCUGGACUAGAUGUAUUUCCUGACCCUUGCCCCGGAACCUAUAAGUACCUUGAGGUCCAGUACGAAUGUGUACCCUACAAAGUGGAACAAAAAGUAUUCCUGUGCCCCGGCUUGCUGCGAGGGGUGUACCAGAGCGAACACCUCUUUGAGUCAGACCACCAAUCCGGUGCCUGGUGUAAAGACCCCCUCCAGGCCUCCGACAAGAUCUACUACAUGCCCUGGACGCCAUACCGCACGGACACGCUGACCGAGUACUCCUCCAAAGAGGACUUCAUCGCCGGGCGACCCACGACCACGUACAAGCUGCCGCACCGCGUCGACGGCACAGGCUUCGUAGUGUACGACGGCGCUCUGUUCUUCAACAAGGAGCGCACGCGCAACAUCGUCAAGUUCGACCUGCGCACCCGCAUCAAGAGCGGCGAGGCCAUCAUUGGCAGCGCCAACUACCACGACACCUCGCCAUACCGCUGGGGCGGCAAGUCGGACAUCGACCUCGCCGUGGACGAGAACGGCCUGUGGGUCAUCUAUGCCACGGAGCAGAACAAUGGGCGCAUCGUCAUCAGCCAACUGAACCCAUAUACUCUCCGCGUAGAAGGAACCUGGGAUACCGCCUACGACAAGCGCUCGGCAUCCAACGCCUUCAUGAUCUGCGGGAUUCUGUACGUGGUGAAGUCGGUCUACGAAGACGACGACAACGAGGCGACAGGGAACAAGAUCGACUAUAUCUACAACACAGAGCUGAGUAAAGAUGGCUUCCUGGACAUCCCCUUCCCCAACUCGUACCAGUACAUCGCCGCCGUGGAUUACAAUCCGCGGGACAACCUGCUGUACGUGUGGAACAAUUACCACGUGGUCAAGUACUCGCUGGACUUUGGGGCCUUGGACAGUAAACCGGAAUCGUCUUCAUCUGUGAUUGUAUUUAUGGAUACCACAACAACACGGACUACAACUCGACCGACGAUGGUUUCUACGACGACCACAUCAACAACCAGCACCACCACGACCACCAGGGUUUCGGCGAUGACUCCCGUUGCCCAGCGACCGCGACCCACCUCGACUACCCUGCCGCCGCUAUUUCCGCCAGCGGACGGCAAUAUCCCAGAGGGCAAUACAAGGACGUCCCCGUCCUCCAAGCUCCCCAACGUCAGCGUUGACUACUGUAAUCCCAUGAUUAUGUCGGACGUGUCCUGGCCCAAGAUGAGACAGGGACUGGUGGCGAGGCAACCCUGCCCGACUGGAACAAUAGGCGUGGCCAUGUAUCUAUGUAUGGGGCCCGAAGGAUACUGGGACCCUCAAGGGCCCAACCUUAGCAACUGUACGUCCCCGUGGGUCAAUGUAAUCACCCAGAAGCUCAAAGCCGGAGAGACUGCAGCCAUCAUUGCCAGGGAGCUGUCGGAGCAAACCAAGAGUAACCUUCAGGCGGGGGACAUCACCUACACAGUCAAGGCCAUGGGUCAGCUUGUGGACCUACUCGACGUGCAGCUUAGGAACCUUACCCCUGGAGGCAAAGAUAGCGCAGCCCGCAGCCUCAACAAGCUGCAGAAAAGAGAGCGCUCAUGUAGGAUUUACGUGCAGGCCAUGGUGGAGACCGUGAACAACCUCCUUCAGCCCCAGGCCCAGUCGGCGUGGAGGGACCUGAGCACCGGGGAGCAGCUGAGAGCAGCCACAAUGCUGCUGGAUACGGUGGAGCAGGGGGCCUUCAUCCUGGCCGACAACCUGCUCAAGACGGACAUCGUGCAGGAGAACACAAACAACAUCCAGCUGGAGGUGGCCAGGAUGAGUACGGAAGGAAAUCUGCCCGACCUGAAAUUCCCACAGAGUGGCCAAGGCAACUCCAUCACCCUGUCGGCGAGCACUUUGAAACAGCAUGGGAGAAAUGGAGAGAUCCGGAUGGCCUUCGUCCUGUAUAAACACAUCGGUGCCUACCUGUCUACAGAGAAUGCCAGCAUGAAACUGGGCAGGGAAGCCAUGGCCACCAACUACUCUGUCAUUGUCAAUUCUCCCGUCAUCACAGCAGCCAUCAACAAAGAAAGCAACAAAGUCUACCUGUCCGAACCGGUCAUAUUCACCUUGAAACACCUGCAGCAAUCCAAGGAAAGCUUUAAUCCCAACUGUUCUUUCUGGACUUAUUCCAAGAGGACCAUGAUGGGGUACUGGUCGACGCAGGAUUGCCGGUUGCUAGGUACCAACCGGACUCACACCACGUGCUCUUGUACCCACCUGACCAACUUUGCCGUCCUUAUGGCUCACGUGGAGGUCAAGAAUACAGACCCAGUCCAUGACAUGCUGUUGGACGUCAUCACAUGGGUUGGCAUCCUGCUCUCUCUGGUCUGCCUGCUCAUCAGCUUGUUCACCUUUUGCUUCUUCCGGGGCCUCCAGAGCGACCGCAACACCAUCCACAAGAACCUCUGCAUCAGCCUCUUCAUAGCAGAGUCCCUCUUCCUGGUGGGGAUCAACCGAGCUGACCAACCGAUUGCCUGUGCGGUGUUCGCUGCCCUGCUCCACUUCUUCUUCCUGGCUGCCUUCACCUGGAUGUUCCUGGAGGGUGUGCAGCUCUACAUUAUGCUGGUGGAGGUGUUUGAGAGCGAGCACUCGCGCAAACGCUACUUCUACCUGGUGGGCUAUGGCGUGCCCGCGCUCGUUGUGGCUGUGUCGGCCGCCGUCGACUACCGGAGCUACGGCACGGAUCGAGUGUGCUGGCUUCGACUGGACACCUACUUCAUUUGGAGCUUCAUAGGACCGGCAACCUUGAUAAUUAUGCUCAACGUAAUAUUCCUAGGCAUCGCGCUGUACAAGAUGUUCCACCACACCGCCAUCCUCAAACCCGACUCGGGUUGCCUCGACAACAUCAAAUCGUGGGUGAUUGGGGCCAUAGCGCUGCUCUGUCUGCUGGGCCUGACAUGGGCCUUCGGCCUGAUGUACGUCAACGAGAGCACGGUCAUCAUGGCCUACCUCUUCACCAUCUUCAACUCCCUGCAGGGCAUGUUCAUCUUCAUCUUCCACUGUGUCCUCCAGAAGAAGGUGCGUAAAGAGUACGGAAAGUGUCUGCGUACCCACUGCUGCAGUGGCAAGAGUGUGGAGAGUUCCAUUGGCUCUGGGAAGAGCUCAGCAUCCCGCCCACCAGGGCGAUAUUCCACAGGUUCACAGAGCCGGAUCCGUCGGAUGUGGAACGACACAGUCAGGAAACAGUCAGAGUCGUCUUUCAUAACCGGCGACAUCAACAGCUCAGCGUCRUUGAACAGAGGGGCAAUGGCUAACCAUCUUAUAACUAACGCACUCCUCCGUCCCCAUGGCACUAACAAUCCCUAUAACACAUUGCUCGGGGAAUCUGCCGUCUAUAACAACCCGUCAGUGGGCAUGUACAACAUGCAAGACCCCUACAGAGAGACAAAGGGAAUCCUGAACAAUGCCCGGGAUACAAGUGUCAUGGAUACUCUACCACUGAAUGGUAACCACGGCAACAGCUACAGCAUCGCCAGUGCCGAGUACAUGAGCGACUGUGUCCAGAUCAUCGACCGRGGCUACAACCACAAGGAGACCACGCUGGAGAAGAAGAUCCUGAAAGAGCUGACCUCCAAUUACAUCCCUUCCUACCUGAACAACCACGAGCAAAACCGCAACCUCAUGAACAAGCUGGUGAACAACGUGAGCAACGGAGGCAAGGAUGUUAGUCUGGGGGGUAUGGGGAUGGGUGUAGGGAUGGGGGGGAUGGGGAUGAAUGUGGCGCUGGGUUUGGAUGAUCAGUCUUCCUUCCCUCCGCACCUCCACGAUGAGGGUCUGGGCCUGGAGUUGAUUCGGGAGGAGUCCAACGCCCCUCUUCUGCCCCAGAGACCACCAUUUCUGCCGCCCGUGGACAACCUCCACCACAACCACCUCCACAACCAGGGCCUGCCGCAUCAGCCUCCGCUCCCCCACCACCACCACCCAGCCUUCUCCUCGGCCACCACCACCUCGUCCUCGUCCCGCCGGCGGAUCCCGCAGGAAAACAGUGAGAGCUUCUUCCCCCUGCUCACCAACGAGAACACCCAAGACGUGGAGCCCACUUCGCCCAGCUCCCACCCCCACCACCUACACCACCCCAGGGACUCCCUCUACACCAGCAUGCCCGUGCUGGCAGGCCUUCCGGAUACCACAGCUAACGGCACCACCACUGCMCCCCUUGCUGAUAAAGAUGCAGGAGAGGGCCUACCGGCAGAGGGCAAGAGCCCAGAGACCAGCCAGGACGAUGUCUACUACAAGAGCAUGCCCAACCUGGGCUCACGUAACCACCUGCACCAGCUGCACUCCUACUACCAGCUGGGGAGGGGCAGCAGUGACGGGUUCAUCGUGCCCCCCAACAAGGAGGAUCUGCCCCCUGAAGAGGCCACCCAGGAGCCCUYGCACCUGGUCACCAGCCUAUAGGCCUACAGACCCAACCCYCCUGACCCAUUCGCCCCAAUUCCUUAUUGCCGUGGUUCCUGCUUUUUUCCGCCUCCCCUUCGCCCUACGCGUUCCCCUGUUUUUUGUUUUUUUUACUCCGUGUCCCGAAUUUGAAAAGCGAAACUGAUGCCUGUCUCAAUACUGACAGCAAACAGAAUAUUGAAACUGUUAUGUUUUGUGGAUAAUAUGACUCGACUCGGUUAGAUGUUGGAGAAAUCUAUUGAUGUGCAUUUCACUUUUUUUGCGAGAUGCCGAACCUUGUAUUGGAUUGAUGUGUUUUCUCUCAGUGGGAGGGGAGAUGAACACUCGGGACAGCUGGAUCUCGGGCUCUGAAAUGUAUUUUGACAGUCCAAAGGAACUACAAACGGACCCAAAAAACGUUCUGCUACUAGUUGAUGUGUAGAGUUAAAAUCGGAACAAAUCAAGAAUAAGACUAUUUUAUUAUACUUCUGUAUCCAUACUGGCUUUUUAAGGGGGGUUCUUCCUCUGGUGAUUUUGCAGCACAUUUUGUGCUGAAGUGUUCCUGCAAGUUCGACGAAACAKAUUUUGAACAAUGAAGGAAUUUAAAUCACGUGCUUUACAGCAUAUUUUUGGUUUUCUUGUUUUUUUCCUUUUGUCGUAACAAUAAUAACUGUUGAAGAAGAUGGAGGAAAAAAACUAAUAACAGAGAAUUCUGAGGUAUUUCUAUGUAAAUGUACAGAUACUAGCAUUGCACAUAAUAGUAUAAUUUUUGUUCCACCCAAACCUUUGUCUCUGUAAAUGUAGUUGGUUCGGAGCAUUUCCUUUCUGUUGUGCUGGUCUUGAGCAUUAUUUAGCCUUUUCAUUUUUUUCAAGAAACAACAAAACAAAGCAACAAAACUAAAUAACACCAAAAAAAAAUAACAAAACACUUAUUAGCGUACAUAGCGGUGUAACCACCAAUGUUUUCCAAACCAUCUUUAUUUUACAGUUUGAUUAUUUCUUCACUGUGUGGAUAGAAAGAGAAUUCUGGUUCACCCGCCGUAGAAGUGUCAGAAAAGUUAGCCAAGAGUUGGCCUGCAGAGAGAAAGCUAUUUUCUUUCCUCAUCAGUUAAGAGACAGGUGCUUCUCAGAGAGAAAGCUAUUUUCUUUCCUCAUCAGUUAAGAGACAGGUGCUUCUCAGAGAGAAAGCUAUUUUCUUUCCUCAUCAGUUAAGAGACAGGUGCUUCUCAGAGAGGAAGCUAUUUCUUUCCUCAUCAGUUAAGAGACAGGCGCUUCUCAGAGAGGAAGCUAUUUCUUUCCUCAUCAGUUAAGAGACAGGUGCUUCUCAGAGAGGAAGCUAUUUCUUUCCUCAUCAGUUAAGAGACAGGUGCUCCUCAGAGAGAAAGAGAACAAAUUGAAUAUCAAUAAGCACUACAAAACAGAACUUUGAGUGAGGAAAAACAACUGGAAAUAUAUUUAUUUGUUUGUUCAAAUGACAAAAUUCAGUGAUAAAUGGAGGUAAAGAACUCAGCAGCACAGAGUAGUUUUUAUUAUGAGUAUGAUUAUGGCUUUUAAUUUAUUCAUUUUUGUAUGGGUUUCCAAGUUGAAUGACCUCAUAACUAAUAUUUGUUGUAACAGUGAAACUUGUUUGCCAACAAAUAAAUUACUGAUUAAGAUUUACCACGUA